GGACCGGGACCGUGACCCGGGACCGGCCGCAGCCCCGGCGCCCUCUCAGCCCUUGCAGGACCUGACCGGCAAUGGCGGGGUGCGCAAGGAGCAGCUGCGCCCCGGCACCGGGCAGCUCGUGCCGCCGUCCGCCUCCGUGGCAGUGAAGUACUCUGGGUACCUGGGAAACUGGAAUAACCCCUUCUGUUCCUAUGGGCACGGCAAGUAUCCAAAGCUGAUGAAACUUGGAAGAGACAUCACGCUGUGGGGGCUGGAGCUGGGGCUGAUGUCCAUGGCCCGGGGCGAGGUGGCGCGGUUCUGGUUCAGCCCCAAGUACGCGUACGGCCCGCGGGGCUGCCCCCCUCACAUCCCCCCGGACACCACCGUGCUCUUCCACGUUGAGCUGCUGGACUUCAUCGACUCGGAGGAGUGCGACGUGUUCUUCGAGCUGAGUGACGCACAGAAGGACACGUUUCCUCUAGAGAAGGUGUUGAAAGUGGCAGCCACGGAGAAAGAGUUUGGCAACUACUUCUUCCAUAAGCAGAACUUUGGGGUUGCCAAGCACAGAUACAAAAGGGCUCUCUCCAUCCUGGAUCGCAGCUGUUCCAGCGAGGCCGAGCGGAGCCAGAUCAACACUUCCAAGGUGCCUCUGCUCCUGAACCUCUCCCUCACUUACCUGAAACUGGAAUGUCCUGAGCGAGCUUUGAAAUACGGGAAGAAAGCCUUGGAGGUGGACCAGGGAAAUGUCAAAGCCCUGUUCAGGUGUGGCCAGGCUUGUCUCUGCAUGAAGGAAUACAGCAAAUCCCGGGAUUUCCUGACUAGAGCCCAGCAAAUCCAGCCCUUCAACCGUGACAUCAACAACGAGCUGAAGAAGUGGGCAAGGUGCUACGAGGAGUACGUGGAAACGGAGAAGGACAUGUGCUGCAGAAUGUUUGACAGCUCUUGUGGCUGAGCAGGAAUCAAGGACCUUUCCAGCUGCCCAGCCCUUGGACAGGAGGGAGGCCCACCUGGGGGCACGUGGAGAUUCCAGCAUCACGUUUUGGGAGAAGGAGCAGGAGCACUGUCUGCUUUGAGAGAUGAAGUGAAAGUUCCGAUUUUUGUACACAAACUGAUUUUCAUGAAGUUGGGUUUGUUUGCUGUGUUUUGAGACAUUUUCCAGAAGAAUUAAGCCCUGCUGUCAGAGAGAGGAAAGUGUUCCUUCUCUCUGCCCUGACAUCCUACCUCCUGCAGGUUCCAGGCUGCUUUUAGGGAAUCAGUAGGUGGGAGGAGGAUGCCGUGAAGUUUUGUAUUUGCACAGGCUGUUCUUUAAAAACUUACGUUUGAUAUUUUUGUUCUGAGAAAAUAAACCAAC
This is a messenger RNA of Lepidothrix coronata (blue-crowned manakin), 1330 nucleotides long. It is a transcript of the gene FKBP6, whose product is annotated as FK506 binding protein 6. The coding region runs from base 218 to 931 and encodes 237 amino acids. NCBI's taxonomy places the organism in Eukaryota, Metazoa, Chordata, Aves, Passeriformes, Pipridae. The record is from RefSeq and is a predicted model, not a curated record. The transcript is spliced from 8 exons. Gene Ontology annotation, molecular function: peptidyl-prolyl cis-trans isomerase activity; protein binding.